CCGCCCAGCCGGCUGCAGCUCGCAUCUCCAGCCCUGGCAUUUGCCCGAGAAGCCCCGCCGUCUUCUCCAGGAGGCUCUGGGGCUCUGUUGAGAAUCAUGCUCGGGAGGCAGCUCGUCUAUUGGCACCUGCUGGCUUUGCUUUUCCUCCCCUUUUGCCUCUGUCAAGAUGAAUACAUGGAGGUGAGCGGAAGAGCUAAUAAAGUAGUGGCGAGAAUAGUGCAAAGCCACCAGCAGACUGGCCGUAGCGGCUCCAGGAGGGAGAAAGUGAGAGAGCGGAGCCAUCCUAAAACUGGGACUGUGGAUAAUAACACUUCUACAGACCUAAAAUCCCUGAGACCAGAUGAGCUACCGCACCCCGAGGUAGAUGACCUAGCCCAGAUCACCCCAUUCUGGGGCCAGUCUCCACAAACCGGAGGACUGCCCCCAGACUGCAGCAAGUGUUGCCAUGGAGAGUACAGCUUCCGAGGCUACCAAGGUCCCCCAGGGCCCCCAGGGCCCCCUGGCAUUCCAGGAAACCAUGGAAACAAUGGCAAUAAUGGAGCCACUGGCCACGAAGGGGCCAAAGGUGAGAAAGGAGACAAAGGUGACCUGGGGCCGCGAGGGGAACGAGGGCAGCACGGUCCCAAAGGAGAAAAGGGCUACCCGGGGAUCCCUCCAGAACUGCAGAUUGCAUUCAUGGCUUCUCUGGCAACCCACUUCAGUAAUCAGAACAGUGGGAUUAUCUUCAGCAGUGUGGAGACCAACAUCGGAAAUUUCUUUGAUGUCAUGACUGGUAGAUUCGGAGCCCCAGUAUCAGGUGUAUAUUUCUUCACCUUCAGCAUGAUGAAACAUGAAGAUGUUGAAGAAGUGUAUGUGUACCUCAUGCACAAUGGCAAUACAGUCUUCAGCAUGUACAGCUAUGAAACAAAGGGGAAGUCGGAUACAUCCAGCAACCAUGCAGUCCUGAAGCUGGCUAAAGGGGAUGAGGUUUGGCUGAGAAUGGGCAAUGGCGCUCUUCAUGGGGACCACCAGCGCUUCUCUACCUUUGCAGGCUUCCUGCUCUUUGAAACCAAGUAAAUAUAUGAACAGACCAGCUCUACCUUUGGGAAGACUUAUGGCUGAGCUGGUUUUGUUAUGAUCUGAGGAACAUUAGAGUUGAGGGUUCUACUCAGGAGCUCAGAAGAAGAAUCCACAAAACGGUCUUCUCAAAUGACCUUGACUAAUGUUCUCAGUACCUUUGCUCUUCCCUAGGCAUCUAAAAAGGAAUUUGAUACAGGUUGGAAGUCAUUGUUCCCAUCAAAGAGGUCAUUUGCAAAGAUUUUGGCUGCUCUGUUUUUAAUUUAAUAGCAACUUUCAGGAUCCUGAGGUUUGGGGUUCAUCAUUCUUUAUAACAUUUCAGAGAACAGGGUGCAGUGAUUAAAAUGGGGCUGGGCAGGAACAAGAGCAUUUGCUAAGACCAAGUUACCAGAAACCUUUGUAAAGCCUAGACUGGGAAGCAACACUUUGAUCCAGUGGGUCAAUAUUUAUGAAUAAAUAUAGAUAUUUUUAGUAAUUCCAGAUAGCUUUUAGAUAAAAGGAAAAAAAGUAUUCACAAUGCCCAUAAAUAAUGGAUUCCUUCUUUAUUUUUUUUAUAAGAAUACUGCUGUAAUUAAAUCUUGACUUGUAAUGGCCUAUAUUUUUGGAUAUAGAAUUUUCUUGCAAUCCAAAAUUAGUUUUGUCAGAUCUGACUUAUUAUAUUGACUUUUUUCUGUUGUGUUUCUUAGAUUACAAUAGAUCUUUGACCCAGCCUGCAGAACCAGCAGAGGUGAGGUUACAUCCCUAUAUACAGAUAUAGUGAGCUUCUUUUCUCUCAGUUUAGAAAUUACCCCAAUAAACUUUACACACACUGACAUGUCAUUUGAAGGAGCUGUAACCUCAGUCAUUUUUUUAUUUUUUAUUUUUGUAAACUCAGUUAUAUUGAAACUAAUGGAUACAAAAUAUAAGGGCAUUCCAUUUUGAAGACAUAAAAUCUCUUAACUUUUUUAAAAAUACAAAAAUGAUAUGACUUUUUUGAUUACCAUAUUUAAGCAAUACUUAACAAAGUAGCUCUGCUCCUUUACUUUUGCCUAUCCCUCCCCAGAAAGGACAAGUUCAGAAGAUAGUACCCAAAAUUGUUUAUUUUAAGCAAAGGAAGCAUCAUUGGAAUUACCCUGAUGUCAAAUCAUAUUUAAAAUGCACUAGAGAGGUACCUACCUGACACCUAUCACUUAAUGAAUUCCCUUAGAAGCAAUUAGCCCUUAAUUUAUUUUCUAUGACAAUUUGAAUUUCCACAAAGCCUUUUAAACUAUGGGUUUUGUUGUAUUGAUUACCCCCUAUAGCUGGAAGCAGAAAGAAUUAGGGCUGCCCUAUUAGCUAACUUAGUGUGCUCCAUGCUCACUUUUCUUUGACCUUUUCUUUUGAUCUAUAAAUAUUUUUAAAUUCUUCCUGACCAGCACAAGCAAUGCUAUUUUAAAGUGAAUGGAUGUUAGCCAAAAUGUUCUUGAUUGGUUGAUAAUGUUUUUGUGAUUUUGUGUAUGUCCUCUGCUGUGUGGUCAUGGGUGUUACUACUUUCAAACAUCAUUGAUAUUUUGUAAAAGUGUAUUGUCAAUAGACAUUUGAAUGUUGCAUGUUGCCCAAAGGGAUUUCAUGUCUAAAGAACAUACACUAUUAAUAAAGUGAUUUAGAAGAAGAUAUUGGCUUGGCUUUAGAUAAAACUGAGGCAAGAAAAAUGUAAAAGCAUGGUAUGGAAAUAAACAUACUCUUGUUAAA
Messenger RNA from Canis lupus familiaris (dog), 2766 nucleotides. It is a transcript of the gene C1QTNF3, whose product is annotated as C1q and TNF related 3. Gene Ontology annotation, molecular function: protein binding. The record is from RefSeq and is a predicted model, not a curated record. The transcript has 6 exons. The coding region runs from base 97 to 1056 and encodes 319 amino acids. Lineage: Eukaryota; Metazoa; Chordata; Mammalia; Carnivora; Canidae.